This is a messenger RNA of Paramuricea clavata, 401 nucleotides long. NCBI's taxonomy places the organism in Eukaryota, Metazoa, Cnidaria, Anthozoa, Malacalcyonacea, Plexauridae. The record is from the annotation of a GenBank genome assembly.
GAAUUUGAAUCGUUAGGCCGUCACUCGUGGCGGUGUAAAAGUAAAGUUGGGAACGAACGAGAAUCCACUUUGAAUGUUAAUCCUGCUAUGGAAAUGCCUACACAAAUGUGUCUACCUGUAAAAUCUUGCAAAGCAGUCAAAUGUUGCUGUGGUAAAGUCUGCAAAGGAGCUCGUGGACUUAAAAUGCACCAACGAAGCUGUAGAGUUAUUGACGACCUUGAAGACGAACUGCAACAACAAAUGACUGAAGCAUUGAACGACGACAAUCAUGAGGACAACACUGACCCAGUUAACCCUGAAAUAUCACCUUUGAACACCCAAGAAAACUUCCCCGAUUUAAAAAGGGGGAUAAAACUACCCAAAUCGCCAUUACAAUGGUCAACUGCCAACGACUUUUUCAA